GCCUGGGCCUGAGCCCUGCGCUCCGCGCAUGUGCAGUUGGGAGCGUCUCUAGCCCGUGGCUUCCCGCCGAACACGAUGAUGCAAGGAGAGCCAAACCCUAGUGCUUCCCUUAUUGACAGAACCAUCAAGAUGAGGAAAGAAAGAGAGGCCAGGAAAGUGGUUUUAGCCUGGGGACUCCUGAACGUAUCCAUGGCGGGAAUGAUCUACACGGAAAUGACGGGGAAGUUGCUAAGUUCAUAUUAUAACGUGACUUACUGGCCCCUCUGGUAUAUUGAGUUUGCCUUUGCAUCUCUCUUCAGCCUGAAUGCCUUGUUUGAUUUUUGGAGAUAUUUCAGAUACACGGUGGCACCAACCAGUCUGGUUGUUAGCCCCGGACAGCAAUCACUUCUAGGGUUGAAAACAGCUGCUGUACAGACGACCCCUCCACACGACCUGGCAGCAGCGCAGAUCCCUCCCUCGCAGCCGUCACCUUCAAUUCAGGGGCAGAGUGUCUUGAGUUACAGCCCCUCCCGCUCGCCCAGCACCAGCCCCAAGUUCCCCACAGGCUGCAUGGCUGGAUACAGCCCUCAGUUGCAAGGUCUGUCAUCAGGCAGCAGCGGGUCCUACAGCUCAGGAGUGACCUACUCACCUAUCAGUAGUUACAAUAAGUUGGCAGGCUACAGCCCAUCAGCUGGUUCAUCGCCGUACCCUGCCACCGUUGGACCGGUGGAGAGCAGUGGGCUGCGAGCUCGUUACCGCUCUUCACCCACCGUCUAUAACUCGCCGACGGACAAGAACGACUACAUGACCGACCUCCGGACGCUGGACAGCUUCCUGAGGAGUGAGGAAGAGAAGCAGCACAGAGUGAAACUGGGGAGCCCCGAUUCUACCUCCCCUGUGACCAGCCCUACCUUCUGGAACUACAGCCGGUCUGUGGGGGACUACGCCCAGACCUUAAAGAAGUUUCAGUAUCAGCUCGCCUGUCGGUCCCAGGCCCCGUGUGCUAACAAAGACGAAGCUGACCUCAGCUCUAAACAAGCUGCAGAAGAGGUUUGGGCAAGAGUGACCAUGAACAGACAGCUUCUUGAUCACAUGGAUUCAUGGACAGCUAAGUUCAGGAAUUGGAUCAAUGAAACCAUCCUAGUGCCACUGGUACGCGAGAUCGAGUCUGUCAGCACGCAGAUGAGACGCAUGGGGUGUCCGGAGCUGCAAAUAGGAGAGGCAUCCAUUACUAGCUUGAAGCAAGCGGCGCUGGUCAAAGCCCCUCUCAUCCCAACACUGAACGCCAUCGUGCAGUACCUGGAUCUCACACCCAACCAGGAGUACUUGUUUGAAAGAAUCAAAGAGCUCUCUCAGGGAGGCUGCAUGAGCUCCUUCCGAUGGAACAGAGGUGGCGAUUUCAAAGGACGCAAGUGGGAUACAGACUUACCCACAGAUUCGGCUAUCAUCAUGCAUGUGUUUUGCACCUACCUUGAUUCCAGAUUACCACCACACCCUAAGUACCCGGACGGAAAAACGUUUACAUCCCAGCACUUUGUUCAGACACCAAAUAAACCAGAUGUCACCAACGAGAAUGUAUUCUGCAUUUACCAGAGCGCCAUCAACCCCCCCCACUACGAGCUGAUCCACCAGCGGCAUGUCUACAAUCUCCCGAAGGGCAGAAAUAACAUGCUCCACACCCUGUUGAUGUUCCUCUACGUCAUAAAGACCAAGGAGUCGGGAAUGCUUGGGAGAGUUAACCUGGGCCUGUCCGGCGUGAAUGUCCUCUGGAUUUUUGGCGAGUAACGGUCACUUCCUUCCAAAUACUGGGAAUUUUUAUGCAAAGCAGAAGUUGAACCUCAGCGUCUCGUCCAUCACUACUCCUGAAAUUGGUAGAUGUGUAUAUGUGACAAACUCUUGAAGUAGAAAAUGAGCUACUCUGAAACUUCCUUGUAGAAAUGGAUCCUCUAUCUUCCUCACCACGGAAGCCAUAUCAGCUGCCUUUAAACCAAGGUUCUUCCCACAUUAAAUCGUAGGUGUCUUUUCUGUUCUUGGAACCCUGAAUGCCAUCUUCACCAACCAAAGAGACACGUGUUUUCCAGUCAGGUUGCAUAAUGUAAACACUCAGAAAGAAACAAGCCGACCGCUCAUGUGAUAUUUGGAUCUCUGUGUUUUCCCAGCCUUCUGAAAGUCAGCCAUGGGCUCGUGGAAAGAAAUGAGAUUAACCCCCGAGUCAUGCAAUUUAAAAUCUGACUUAAAAGAAGUUUGACAGUGUUGGCAGUAUUGGAGUAAAUGUAGCUGGUAGGCUGAAAUUGAGGCUUCAGUAAAGGGGCCGUCCUUUACUAAAGCUCCAGCUCCGUCUUCAGUAAUGUUGUGUAAGAAUAUAGUGGUGUUCUGUCUAAAACAUUCAAUUGUAGUCAAAAGGGCCACUGUGAGAAGUUAGCCACGCUUGUACAUUUUGCUCCACUCCCGGUCCUUACUUUCUCGUCUCUAAGGCUAGGCCACAGUUGUGUUUAUCUACUUUUGAUGAACGUACUAUUCGCGGCCUGCUCCCAUCACCUUAUGGAGCCUGGAAACCGCCAGCAGCGCUAUCUUCUGAGUAACUGUCGGUCUGCACGCCCUUUUGUAUCACUUGUAAAGCCUGUCUUUCAAAGAGUUGUUCCUGUUCUUGUAUAAGUUGGGUGGCCAAGAGAAAGCAAGAUGCUGGACUCCCUGCCUUUUCACUGGUGGUUGCGAUGCAUGUUAAAUAAGGGUGUGAAGGUCUUUGGAAGGACGUCGACUAACCGUUAGAAAGUAAGAGCAUGUUAUCCCCGAAGUCUCCACUGUAACGCGCUCAACAACAGUCGCUGUGCUGUCAGGCUGUCCUGCCACAUCGCCUUUUUUAAAGCAAUAAAGAGAAAAGUUUUAACAGUA
Molecule: messenger RNA, 2871 nt
Organism: Echinops telfairi (small Madagascar hedgehog)
Lineage: Eukaryota; Metazoa; Chordata; Mammalia; Afrosoricida; Tenrecidae
Gene: TMEM209
Product: transmembrane protein 209
Exons: 15
Coding region: 76-1764 (562 amino acids)
Cellular component (GO): membrane
Source: RefSeq, a predicted model, not a curated record